CCCGCCCCCAUAGCUCAUCUCUUCGCGACGCAGACGCGUCCGGCCUAUCCCGGCGUCAGACGUGCAGCCUGGCGGACCCGGGUGAGUUGGAGCGCGCGGCAGUUGGGGGUGGUGGUCGUUGCGGCCGCUGACUGCCGGGGACAGAGGGCGGGUGAGCGAGGCCCGGCCCUAGGCCGCCUGUAAGCAGAGCUGUCUGGUCUUUUUCCCUUCAUCCUUGGUUAAGGAAAUGACCAACCAGUACAGUAUUCUCUUCAAACAAGAACAAGCCCAUGAUGAUGCCAUUUGGUCAGUUGCCUGGGGGUCAAACAAGAAGGAAAUCGCUGAGACAGUGGUCACAGGAUCCCUGGAUGACCUGGUGAAGGUCUGGAAAUGGCGUGAUGACAAGCUGGACCUACAAUGGAGUCUGGAGGGACAUCAGCUGGGGGUAGUGUCUGUGGACAUCAGCAACACCCUGCCCAUUGCUGCAUCCAGUUCUCUUGAUGCUCAUAUUCGGCUCUGGGACUUGGAAAAUGGCAAACAGAUAAAGUCUAUAGAUGCAGGACCUGUGGACGCCUGGACUUUGGCCUUUUCUCCUGAUUCCCAGUAUCUGGCCACAGGAACUCAUGUGGGCAAAGUGAACAUUUUUGGUGUGGAAAGUGGGAAAAAGGAAUAUUCUUUGGACACAAGAGGAAAAUUCAUUCUUAGCAUUGCAUAUAGUCCUGAUGGCAAAUACCUGGCCAGUGGAGCCAUAGACGGAAUCAUCAAUAUUUUUGAUAUUGCAACUGGGAAACUUUUGCAUACGCUGGAAGGCCAUGCCAUGCCCAUUCGCUCCUUGACCUUUUCCCCCGACUCCCAGCUCCUCGUCACUGCUUCAGAUGAUGGCUACAUCAAGAUCUAUGAUGUACAACAUGCCAACUUGGCUGGCACGCUGAGUGGCCAUGCCUCCUGGGUGCUGAAUGUUGCAUUUUGUCCUGAUGAUACUCACUUUGUUUCCAGUUCAUCUGACAAAAGUGUAAAAGUUUGGGAUGUUGGAACGAGAACUUGUGUUCAUACCUUCUUUGAUCACCAGGAUCAGGUCUGGGGAGUGAAAUACAAUGGAAAUGGCUCAAAAAUUGUGUCUGUUGGAGAUGACCAGGAAAUUCACAUCUAUGAUUGUCCAAAUUAAAGAAGUCUAAAGAAAAAAGAAAGUCUUCCAGUCGUGUGCUGCAAAGAGAAUGUACAGAUCAUGACAUUCCUUACUUUUUAAGGCUUGUUUAAAAGAAACAUAUAGCAUUUAUUGUAGCAAAGAUUUACAUUUUGUAGAUAAAAUAUAGAUCUUUUCAUGUUUUAUUGGAAAUGCUGUUCAUACUUUAUCAUAAAUAAAGUGUUCUUAAUGCAAA
Nycticebus coucang (slow loris) is the source of this 1358-nucleotide messenger RNA. RefSeq names its product SKI8 subunit of superkiller complex (gene SKIC8). The transcript is spliced from 11 exons. Gene Ontology annotation, cellular component: Cdc73/Paf1 complex. Gene Ontology annotation, molecular function: protein binding. Bases 227 to 1144 code for a protein of 305 amino acids. The record is from RefSeq and is a predicted model, not a curated record. Lineage: Eukaryota; Metazoa; Chordata; Mammalia; Primates; Lorisidae.